Mycena indigotica is the source of this 1041-nucleotide messenger RNA. RefSeq lists its product as uncharacterized. The record is from RefSeq and is a predicted model, not a curated record. The coding region runs from base 1 to 1041 and encodes 346 amino acids. The transcript has 9 exons. Lineage: Eukaryota; Fungi; Basidiomycota; Agaricomycetes; Agaricales; Mycenaceae.
AUGGCUGGUCUGCACCGCUGGCCGGUACCUUUUCUUCUCAUUCUUUCCCUUGCGGCGCGGGUUCUGGGUGAUUUCAUUGUGGAUGACUUCACGAAGCCCGCGCGGACAUGUGAGCCGUUCCUCCUGCAGUGGCAGGGCGGCAUAACGCCAUGGACAUUGCGCAUCCUCGACGCACAAACUUUAAACGUCAUCGACGACUUUGGGAGCACGAAAGAGACGGCCUUCACAUGGACGGUCGACGUUUCGGCUGGCCAUAGUGUGUUAGUGCAGGUGCAGGACGCGACGGGGAAAACGGCAGAGUCAAAGCCGUUGGCAGUGCAGGCUGGAUCGGCUGGCUGCAGAGCAUCAAAAACGAGUACGCGGAGUACUGUGGCUAGCACGACCAGUAAGCCCACCACCACCACGAAAGCUGCGGAGAGCACCAAGACGAUUACAUUCCAGCCGAGUUGGUCGUUUAUUGUCGAGCAACCAGCAGCAUCUACCAACACACCGACGAAUUCUAGUUCACGAUCAUCCAACUCAACAACGGCGCCUUUCCAAUCUAGUCAGGAACGGGAACCCGAUGCAUCCGCCAGCGCUGCUGCUGUGCCGGUCAUAGGCGCUGCCAGUGUUGCCGCACCAAACGUCGGGCUGAUAUUAGGGCUGCUGGUCCCUGGAGUGGCGCUCCUUGUUUUCAUGGUUGUUUUCAUUUCGCGGAGGCGGCGAGAAAGAAGGGAUGUCGAGCAUGUUGGCGAUCCGCAAAUGAGCCCAGUCUGGUAUGCCCGGCCGGGAUACGGCUUUGCCUCCGCGCCAACUGCCACUACUUCCGAUGCGCUGAGCUACAGCACUUUCCAAGCACAAGCACAAGCGACAUCGCAGUCGUCUACUUCGAUUUCGCGGGCCGAUAUUCCGAGCUCUCGCUACCGUGACUCGCUGUCAACGCACGUGAGCACCUUAUCGUCUGCGAGCGGGGAUCUGGGGGCGCGGGUACAGCGCGGUGUUGGUGAGCUGGAGAGGCAAACGCAGUUGAGCGCGUUUCGGUUCCCGUCUGCGGGAUACUGA